This is a messenger RNA of Anopheles funestus (African malaria mosquito), 6689 nucleotides long. RefSeq names its product protein strawberry notch (gene sno). Gene Ontology annotation, cellular component: nucleus. The transcript is spliced from 13 exons. The record is from RefSeq and is a predicted model, not a curated record. Gene Ontology annotation, biological process: regulation of DNA-templated transcription. NCBI's taxonomy places the organism in Eukaryota, Metazoa, Arthropoda, Insecta, Diptera, Culicidae. Gene Ontology annotation, molecular function: chromatin DNA binding; histone binding. Bases 815 to 5521 code for a protein of 1568 amino acids.
UUGCACAAUUUGCGCUCGGCGAACAGCAAGCAAUCGUAAUGCAAAACUCUUCAACUGGGUAUUAUAGACCCGCGUACAUCAAACGUCAUCCAACGAGGAGGGCGCGCACACAUGGUUAACCUUCGUCUCUUGAACUUGCUGCUGCCGAACAAAACGCGAUUACAUUGCCAUCCACAAGCGAGCCUCAAGUUUCACGCUUCUCGUGGUUUUGUGUUGCUUACUGCUAGUACACAGAACUUCCUUAAUUGUACUUUAUAUCAAUCCUUCAUUUCAUUCCAAGAUUGUACUGCACGCAAAAAAUCGUGUGGAUUGCGUAAACUGUAAAUCGUCACAGCUUGUUAUGAUUGUUCGGUGUUAGUUGCUGUGAAACGGGCGGCUCCAACCCGUCGGCGUACGUUGAGGAUUUCCUGUAAUCGCACAAAACCCAAAGUACCAUUCCGGGUGUACAGUGCACUGUGUGAGAUUGUAAAUUUUCGAAGUUUGAUCGGUAAGCUGAUGCGUGCAAAGGGACCGUCAGUGCGUACAUAGGUUCUAUCGGACCGUUUACUAGUGAAUACGGCACAGAUUGAUGUGGUUUCGUGAAGAAAAGUGUGUCCCCGCAAGUGUUAGCUAAACAGCUGCAGCGGCAUUUGUGGCUGAAGGUGCAACGCAGCAGACACGGGCUCCGACGCACUAGUUCGGAUUGAAGUGCAUUGCAAACAGUGGUUAAAGAGUGUGUGAAAAGUGUUAACGAAUACAUUCCGGCAUUCGCUACAGUGAUCGGUGGAAAGCAUAGUUCGCAGGACUGCAAGACUGACCAGAACAAAAACCCAGCAUGAAUCGAAUGGCGUUGAAGAAAUCUUCCUACGGAAUGGGAGAGGACGAUGACGAGGAGGAGGAAGAGGCUGACGAUAAGGGGGGCGAUUCAACGGACUCCGAUUUCGAUGACGACGAAGAUCCGGACGAGAUAGAAGUACCAGGCGGUGGGAAAGAUCUUGCAACGGUUGCCACGCUGACUAAAAAGUACAAAACGGAAUCGGCAAGCUCAUCGAACAUUGGUGGCAUUGCUACCGAACUCGGUAUGGCAGCAACCGGCAUUAAUAAAACCGAUCAGCAGCAGCAACAGCAACCAGCAUCGGUGCAGCUGAACAAGAUCGCCAAUUUUGUGAUUAAGCAACCCUCCAAAGAUUCGAUAGUGGCGACUGCAAGUGGUGGUGGUGGUGGGACGGCCGGGAUUGGUAGUACACUUCUAUCAAAAUCCACCCCACUGAGUGCCAUGAUGAAGCCAAGCAUCGGUUCGAGGUUGGGUGGGGUUGGUGGCACACCAAACAUUAUCGGCACUGGGGGCAGUGUCGGUGAAGGCAGAAUGGUGGCGACGGAAGGAGGUGCAUCGACUUCAUCUUCGUCCACAGGAAGUCAACAUUGGGUGGGUGGUGGUGGUGGUGGUGGCGGCCCUAGUGGUAUCGGUAGCGGAUAUACCACCACCGUCCAUGGGAAACCGAUCGGGACGACGAAGGCAAUGGCGACGAGUACGGUAACGUCGACGGUAUCGACAACGCCUCCGGUCACUGGAACGGUACCGCCGGGAGCGACCAGCAUAUUGGGCGGCCUGGGCAGCUACUAUCCGCCGAGCAUUGCCACUCUGCUGGCGCAGAUGGAGAUGUCCGGAAUGGGUUACGGUGGGUCAAACACAUCGCUUGGCGGCGGUGGUGGUGGUGGUACGAGUGCGAUCGGCACGGACAGCAUGAACAAAAUCAUGACGAACCAGCUGAUGCUACAAAAUCUGCAAGCAAUGCUGGUGGCGAAUCCACACUAUCUGACCAGCGGCAUACCGACGCAACUGAUCUCACAAAUGGUGAUGGCGGAUCCCAGCAAGUUGCAGUUAAACCAAAUGCCGGAAGAGGAGGAAGCAGAGGAUGAAGAGAUGGGUGUUGCGGAAACGUAUGCCGAAUAUUGGCCAGCAAAAUUAAAAAUAGGUAAAAAGCAUCCGGAUCCGGUGGUGGAAACGGCUUCGCUAUCGUCCGUAGAACCAAGUGAUGUUUACUAUCAGGUUUCUAUCCCACCGGAAACGAUCAAUGGUGGAUUGUUGAGUGCGCUGCAGCUAGAAUCGAUCACGUACGCGAGCCAAGCGCACGCCCAUCUACUGCCGGACGGGACACGGGCCGGCUUUUUGAUCGGGGAUGGCGCCGGUGUUGGUAAGGGACGUACGAUCGCUGGUAUUAUCUACGAGAACUAUCUGAAAGGGCGCAAAAAGUCCAUCUGGAUAUCGGUCUCGAAUGAUCUGCGGUACGAUGCGGAGCGCGAUUUGCGAGACAUAGGUGCUGGCAAACUCGAGGUUCUUGCACUGAACAAGCUAAAGUAUGCCAAAAUAAAUUCCUCGGUAAACCAUAACGUCAAGAAGGGUGUCAUAUUCGGCACAUAUUCCGCACUGAUUGGAGAGUCGCAGAGUACGACCGGGAAGUAUAAAUCACGCCUAAAGCAGCUACUGCAGUGGUGUGGUCCAGACUUUGACGGUGUUAUCGUAUUCGAUGAGUGCCAUAAGGCAAAAAAUUUGUGUCCGGUCGGUUCAAGCAAGCCAACCAAAACGGGUUUAACCGCGCUGGAGCUGCAGAACAAGUUGCCGAAGGCGCGCGUUGUGUAUGCAUCGGCAACGGGUGCAUCCGAACCGCGCAAUAUGGCGUAUAUGGUGCGGUUAGGCAUAUGGGGCCAGGGAACACCGUUUCCGUCCUUUAACGAUUUUAUACAGGCCGUAGAAAAACGUGGCGUUGGUGCAAUGGAGAUUGUUGCAAUGGAUAUGAAGCAGCGUGGAAUGUACAUUGCUAGGCAGCUAAGCUUCCACGGUGUCACAUUCAAGAUAGAGGAAGUACCGCUGACGAAAGAUUUUAAACUGGUGUAUGAUGCAUCGGUUGAGUUGUGGGUAGAAGCGAUGCAAAAGUUUACCGAAGCGGCAGAACUGAUCGAUGCCGAAAGCCGGAUGAAGAAAACGAUGUGGGGCCAGUUCUGGUCGGCGCAUCAACGAUUCUUCAAAUAUCUUUGCAUCGCCUCGAAGGUGAACCACGCCGUUAAGGUGGCACGGGAAGCAAUCAAGUACGGCAAGUGUGUGGUAAUCGGUUUACAAUCGACCGGUGAAGCACGUACGCUGGAGCAGCUUGAACGGGACGACGGUGAGCUAAGUGAUUUUGUGUCGACGGCCAAGGGUGUGCUACAGUCGCUGGUGGAAAAACAUUUCCCCGCGCCCGAUCGAAGCCGUAUCAAUCGGUUGCUCGGGCUGACGGAUAGUCGCAUGCAGUUCAACAGUAUUCUGGAAGAUAUUGCCCGUAGCAAGGAGGCUGCAUCGUCGGGGCUGGAUGCAAAGCGUAAACGAGCCGGAACGACGAAAGCUGCCGGUGUGCCAAAGUCAAAGCGUUCCAGAAACAAUGGCUCAUCGGAUGAGGAUGGGUCGGAUACGGAUGCAUCUUCGUCCGCUUCUUCCCCGAAACGAUCGAAUGAAUCCGAUUUUCAGCCUUCGGACAGUGAGCCGGAAGAAAGUGACGGCGACCAUUACGAUAGUGCGGCCAGUCAAAGCGAUGAGUAUAAUCCAUUUUUCACCGGCUCUGGCAGUGACGAUGAUGAUCCGUGGGUGAGCAGCAAAACGAAAUCGUCCGUUAGUAAAUCGAAAGUGAAGACGAAAAGUAAAUCUACUGCCCCGCCGACAGUAGCGACACCGGUGGCGACGGUAGCAACUACACCCGUGCCCCCCGUCAGCGGCACGACGGCGGGAAGGAAGAAACCGGUCAGCACGCAGGACAAAAUACAGGCACACCUGACGAAGAAACAAACCGACACCAAACCGACCACCAUCCAGUCCAGCAAUGGUUUCUCCAUCCAGCUGGCCGGUGGUCCACCGCCCAAGGAUGCGAUUGAACGUGCGUGCCAGAUGAAGGACGAGCUGUUGGCGAAAAUCGAACGGCUCGGUGACCGGCUGCCGGCCAACACGCUCGAUCAGCUGAUCGACGAACUGGGCGGACCGGAAAAUGUGGCCGAAAUGACGGGUCGCAAGGGACGCGUGGUACAGAAUGACGACGGAUCGAUACAGUACGAGUCGCGCUCGGAGCAGGACGUACCGCUGGAAACGCUCAACAUAACGGAGAAGCAACGCUUCAUGGACGGUACCAAGGAUGUGGCAAUCAUCUCCGAAGCGGCCUCGAGUGGUAUUUCGCUGCAAAGCGAUCGCCGGGUGCGCAACCAGCGGCGGCGCGUACACAUAACGCUAGAGCUGCCGUGGUCGGCUGAUCGCGCGAUACAGCAGUUCGGUCGUACGCAUCGCUCGAAUCAGGUGAACGCACCCGAAUAUAUGUUCCUUAUCUCAGACCUGGCGGGCGAGCGGCGAUUCGCUUCGACCGUCGCGAAGCGGCUGGAAUCACUCGGCGCACUGACGCACGGUGAUCGACGGGCGACGGAAACGCGCGAUCUGUCGCAGUUUAACAUCGACAACAAGUACGGUCGGACGGCACUGGAGGCGGUGAUGAAAACGAUCAUGGGCUAUGAGGCACCGAUUGUGCCGCCACCGGCCGAUUAUCUCGGUGAUUUCUUCAAGGACGUCGCUGGGGCGCUCGUUGGCGUGGGUCUCAUCGUAAACAGCGAACAGAUGCCGGGUGUGCUGAGCCUGGACAAGGACUACAACAAUAUAUCGAAGUUCCUGAACCGCAUUCUCGGCAUGCCGGUCGAGCUGCAGAACCGUUUGUUUAAGUACUUUACCGAUACCCUGGAGGCUACCAUCGAGCAGGCGAAGAAGCGUGGCCGGUUCGAUUUGGGUAUCUUGGACCUUGGAGCAGCUGGUGAAAACGUUACACGUAUAAAGCUAAUUCGGUUUGCCCGCAAACAUUCAACAGGCAUUGCGCCGACCGAACUGCACGUCGUUAAGGUGGAGCGAGGCAUGAUAUGGCAGGAAGCAAUCGACAAGUGGUCAGAGUUGGGUGGUGAAAAGGAAGGUUUCUACAUCUCGCAACAUCCUCGCAACGGCAAGUACAACGCAAUACUUGCGAUCGAGAUCGAAACGCCGGCGAAAAAGAAAACCCUUUCCGGUGGUGAUGUGAAGGGCAAGAAGGAAGUGAUACAUUUCCAGAUCUACCAUCCCAAUACGGGGCUACAGUUCAAGCACGAGACGCUAGCUGAGCUGGAGAAGAAGUACAAAAAGGUGCUCAGCACGGAAGCGGAACCACACUGGACGCAGCUGUACGAUGCAUCGAUAAAUACCUGCUCGCACAACUACUGGAAGGGCCACUGUCGUAAUGUUUCGCUUGGGCAUGAAUGUGAGGUUGGUUUACGACGACGUACGUACAGUGUGCUUUCCGGUUCGGUACUCGCCGUAUGGGCACGGGUCGAGAAUAGUCUCGCGGCGCGAAUUGGUAACCAAUCGCGGCUGCAGGUGAUUCGCCUGAAAACGAAGGAAGGCGUCAAGAUCGUCGGUACGCUCAUUCCAAAGAACUGCGUCGAACAGCUGGUGAAGGAUCUGGCCAGCGAUUCCGAGAAGGUGGAUGAAGUGAUCUUUGACGAUCAGUAAAGUCGAAAGUCGGCCACGGCGACGUAAUCUUGAGUCCAGCGUCGAAAUGCAAAAGGUCUUUGUUUUGUUUUCGUUUCAGUCACAAACAUGCAAUUAGUUCCUUCCUUUCUUCAGUUAUUUCCAUUUUCCAAGCGUGUUUGGAGAAUCCUUGGGAGAUAUAUAGUCAGUAUGUUCGAAUCGAAUGUUUUAAUCGCAAAAUAUUAAAUUAUUAUCGAUCAAAAAUCAUUUUUUUUUUUCAUUUUGAAAGUUUGUCAUCAACUACUCCUAUUUUAACGUAACUUUUUCAAAUGUUUUUAAAUUCAGAUUAUGUUUUUGAAGAAAUCGCAAUUUUGUAACUUGUCAUUUUUAGUGUUUUUUUAAAUAGAUUUUACAUGGAAACAUUUUCUAUGCAAUGUAUGUUAACAUGUAUUUACUUUCGUGCUUGGCUGGUGUAUAUCUCCCCUUAAUAUACCCAAAUGGAUUUUUUUUUCGUCUAUGCCGCUCCUGAUUCGAUCUAGCAGAAUAGAUUGUUUCGUUCGAAACCAAUUCGUAGCGAUCAUUUAGCUACUUAAACACCCCUUUUCCGGCGCAUGUUUCCAACCAGAGAAGAUGAGAUUUUGUUUUUUGCAAAUUCAAAGCGGAUCAUUUCCAUAACUUUCAUGUAGCUCUGACGUGCGAGUCACGUCUUUAAACGCGAACAUAAGACAAAGUCGUGUGACCCUAAAUAUCACUCGCACACCCACACACACAUACACACUCACACACAUUCAAAAGAGAGUAGAAGUCUUAGUGUAACGAUAGUUUCCUAGCUUUCCGCCCCCCCCCCUCCGUUUAGGUUUGUAGAGAGACUGUCCUUCGAGGAAGAACCAAUUUUGUUGUGUAAAGUUUGUACAAAUUAUCUUAGUUUAACGAACCCCUCCCCCCAAAGGAUGCCGCAGUACUGGAACCGUAGGUACUUUUCCGUUUUUAAACUGCGUACGGAAAUAUUCAAACAGAUAAUGCGCUGAAGGUUAGAGCCGGUGUCGCAAUCGCGUUUUUUUCCCGUAAUGUACUUUCGCCUGACUCUAGCGCGCACGUUUGCGUUCUGCUUUAAUAUUAACGUAUCCUUACUUCAGUGAGACUAGCGAUAUUUCUUGUCAUUGGGAAAAAGAUAGCCAAUAAAGGAUUUAGUGAAAACGUCAAAAUAAAA